UUUCAAAAAUGAUAAGAGCGAAUUUUGAAAAAAUUGAAAAUUAAUCUUCAAGAGUUUCAAAGGUUGAAAUUUCAUUAGAAUUAUUUCAGUUCUUCUAGUACUUAUUGUCGGUCCAACUUUACGUGAAUACUGAAAUGUCUAGCGACUCUCAAAGUCUAGAUAAUGCACUUUCAGAGUGGAAAAAAUUCAAUAAAAGCAGACAAUUCGACGACGAAUUUGUCAAAUUGGUUGAAGAAAACGAUGAUAAAAAAUUAAGAAGAUUAUUUCUAUCCAGAUUAGAAUUCGGUACAGCUGGCUUGCGAGGACGUAUGGGUGCAGGAUUCGCUUGUAUGAACGAUGUAGUAGUAAUUCAAGCUUGUCAAGGAUUACUGGAAUACUUACAGAAAGUUAUUAAGGACUUGAACACCAAAGGAGUGGUUAUUGGAUACGAUGGAAGAUAUUUUAGUAAAAGAUUUGCUCAGCUUACAGCUACUAUAUUUUUAAAUGCUCAAGUCAAAGUAUACUUAUUCCCUGACGUUAAUCCUACGCCAUUUGUUCCUUUUGCUAUUAAGUUAUUUAAAUGCGCAGCUGGUGUUAUGGUUACUGCGUCUCAUAAUCCUAAAGAAGAUAAUGGUUAUAAAGUAUAUUGGGAAAAUUCAGCUCAGAUAAUAUCGCCGCAUGAUAAAGGUAUAUCUGAAUGCAUCAUGCGAAACUUGAAACCCCAAGAAACAUCAUGGAAGACCGAAAUUAUCGAUAAUAAUCCAGAAAUUAUUAAUCCUUUCCCCGAAGUAAUGGCAGCUUACACAAGUCGACGUUUAAAUUUAGCUUACGAUUUGACAAUGAAUCAAGAAUCUAAUUGUUCGUUUACGUAUACUGCGAUGCAUGGCGUUGGAUAUCGUUACCUUCAAUACGUAUUUGAAAAUUUGAAAUUUAAUUACUUGAUUCCUGUCGAAGAACAAAUGGAUCCAGAUCCAGAAUUUCCUACUGUCAAGUUCCCUAAUCCUGAAGAAGGCAAAAGUGCUUUGAAUUUGUCAUUUCAAACAGCUGAAAAGAAUAAAUGUACGAUUAUCUUGGCCAAUGACCCGGAUGCCGAUCGAUUCGCGGUGGCGGAGAAAAUCAAAGAUACCAAUAAAUGGAAAGUUUUCACCGGAAAUGAAACCGGUGCAUUACUGGGAUGGUGGAUGUUGGAAAAUUACAAACAAAAGCACCCAGAUAAGAAGGAUUUCUCCGAUGUGUAUUUCAUAUCGAGUACGGUCUCGUCGAAGAUACUUCAAACUGUGGCCAAAGCCGAGAAAUUAUCUUUCGAGGAAACUUUAACUGGCUUUAAAUGGAUGGGAAAUAAAGCCGACGAACUAGAAAAACAAGGCAAAACUGUGCUAUUUGCUUUCGAAGAAUCUAUCGGAUUCAUGUGUGACGUCGAUUGUUUAGAUAAAGAUGGAAUUUCUGCUGCAGCUAAGGUGGCCGAAUUGACAUUGUAUGCAAGAAACUCUGGGCUCACACUUAACGAUAAACUCGAAGAAAUUUAUGCCAAAUAUGGACAACAUUUGUACUCGAGUUCGUACUUCUUUUGCUAUGAUCAAGACGUGAUAAAGAAGAUAUUCAACCGUAUCAGAACGUGGAAUGGGCAAUCUCAAAGUUAUCCGGACAGCAUAGGAGACGGAAAAUAUAAAAUUACCAGCGUUCGCGAUCUAACAGCUGGUUUCGAUUCGAGUAUGCCAGACAAUAAGCCAAUAUUGCCAGUCUCCAAAUCCAGCCAAAUGAUAACAUUCUCUUUCGAAAACGGCUUCAUUUGUACGUUACGUACCAGCGGAACGGAGCCUAAAAUUAAAUAUUACAGCGAAUUAAUAUCAUCGCCGGAGGAAAAGGAUAUUGAAAAAUUGAAACAAAGAUCGUUAGAAAUGGUGAAUACGUUGGUAGAAGAAUUACUACAACCUAAAUUGAAUAACCUUAUUCCAAAGAGCGAUUGAAAUGUAUCAUUUAUCGCGUCCAUUAGUUGCUUUUGAUCUCACCAGUCAUUUUCCAUAUAUUUAUUAUAGCGUUUUAUUUUAUUUAUUAUUGAUGGAUCUGUUUAAAGAACAGAUGCCUACGCUGUAUAAUCAGUUUAGUGUCAUUGUGUAACUCUCGACAAUAAAUAAAUUAAAUACUU
Planococcus citri (citrus mealybug) is the source of this 2125-nucleotide messenger RNA. RefSeq names its product phosphoglucomutase 2 (gene Pgm2a). Gene Ontology annotation, biological process: carbohydrate metabolic process; purine ribonucleoside salvage. Gene Ontology annotation, molecular function: phosphopentomutase activity; magnesium ion binding. Gene Ontology annotation, cellular component: nucleus. The transcript is spliced from 10 exons. NCBI's taxonomy places the organism in Eukaryota, Metazoa, Arthropoda, Insecta, Hemiptera, Pseudococcidae. Bases 135 to 1946 code for a protein of 603 amino acids. The record is from RefSeq and is a predicted model, not a curated record.